This is a messenger RNA of Dermacentor andersoni, 678 nucleotides long. The record is from RefSeq and is a predicted model, not a curated record. Lineage: Eukaryota; Metazoa; Arthropoda; Arachnida; Ixodida; Ixodidae.
AUGGAGGCGCAAUUCUGCCUCUACCGUAUCACCUCGGAAACGAUGCGCUACUACCACGUCGCCUCAGUCCUGCCUCCUGAUGCUGCCAGCGAACUCUCAGACGCUCUCUCCAACCCCACGGGUGCUACACCAUAUCAGAUCUUCAAAACCAAAGUGCUGGACCGAUUCAUGCCGUUGGAAUGCACGCGCCUCCAGCAGCUCCUUACCGAGAAGGACUUUGGCGACCGGCGUCCCUCCCAACUGCUGCGCCGAAUGCGACGGCUUCUCGGGGAGCGCAACAUCCCCACCCACUCAGCGUUGCUUCGAGAGCUUUUCCUCCGACGCCUUUCCCAGUCCAUCCGUCUUGUCCUCGCGGCGGCCUGCGACGUCACCCUCGACCACCUGUCGGAGCUCGCCGAUCAGGUUCAUGAGGCGACCUCCCCGUCCGUCACUGCUCUUACCACCUCAGACCCGGCGAUUUCGCGCCUUGAUGCCCGCAUCAAUGAGCUCGCCGCCUCAAUCGCCGCACUCCGGAGCCUCCCCCCCCCCUGCCCAGGGGACACGUUCACCACGUAUCGAUCUUCGCACUCUUUCGCGCACACAUCAAGCUCUCUGCUGGUACCACCGGCGUUUCGGACCCCGACCCACGAAGUGCACGCCCCCUGUUCAUGGCGUGGAAACGCCCACCGGGACCACUGA